UUGUUGUUGUUUCUACUGUUUCUGUUUCUGCUCAAAGAAAACGCACCCUGAGAGAGAAAUACUGGAAUUUGGAAAUAUUCGCCUCACUGAUUUUCGCUCACGGCUGGGUAUAUUGUGGUCUUUGCAUCCUUCAGCACAAAUCUGGUUUACUGCAAAAAGACUAAACGAAGAAAGUCGUUCGAGAUGGAUUUAGAGGAAAUAAUGUGUGUUCCACUAAAUUUUCUCCCAAAGUUUGUGGCCUUUAAAAUACUAAGUGCUGAAAGAAUUGACAAUUUGACCAAGCCUGGGACUAAAAACAAUAUCUUAGUCUUGCAAUUUGCAACAUUUAUUAAAUUGCAAAUCUACGCUGACAGUACAUACCAGCGUUUUACAGCAGCAAUGGUAAAAGCAUUCAAUGAUGACAUAAAGUCAGGAAACAAAUGGUAUGUCAUACGGAUCAGUUCGGAUGGAGACAAGUUUAUUGCUGCUAAAUUAAUGACUGAAGAAGAGGUAAAUCAUAACAAAUUUCAAAUUUUUGAUGUUUCCAGCUAAAAUUCAUGCUUUAUUUUAAUAAAAAGCGAGGAGUCCCAUUAGUGCAAGAAAUCAAAGUUCAUUUUGUAUAGAAAUGAAUCACACAUAUGUUUCCGUUAUUGUUUUUUGAAUUAAAGUUUAAAAAUGUA
Frankliniella occidentalis (western flower thrips) is the source of this 659-nucleotide messenger RNA. RefSeq lists its product as uncharacterized. The record is from RefSeq and is a predicted model, not a curated record. Lineage: Eukaryota; Metazoa; Arthropoda; Insecta; Thysanoptera; Thripidae. Bases 184 to 531 code for a protein of 115 amino acids. The transcript has 3 exons.